AUGGUGGGCGACACAAGUGUUUAUUGUAAAGUUAGUUACAACCCUACAUCCCGAGUCACGACGAAGAUAAACAAACUUCUCCACAUCAUCGGUGACAAGGAGCUGGUAGCACAACUACGUCCACUCAAUCCGACACCACCCAAAAUUUAUGGUUUGCCAAAAAUACACAAAUCAAAUUGGCCCCUACGACCUAUAGUUAGCCAGAUAGACGCACCGACCUAUAAACUGUCGCGUCACCUGGCUACACUAUUACAACCAUACACGGGCAAAACGAGUAGCUACGUGAGAGACUCCCGUCAUUUUGUUGAGUUGCUAGAGGGUAUACAGCUGCAGGACACAGAUAUAAUGGUUAGUUUUGACAUUACGUCGCUGUUUACCAACGUACCAGUAGAUGAGGUCAUACGAAUAAUCACAACCCUUUUAGGCGGAACUACACUACCUACUGGCUACGUUGAGAGUAUCACGUAUUGUCUUAAAAGUGGAUAUUUCCUGUGGCGAGGGGACUUUUACCUCCAAAUUGACGGAGUGGCUAUGGGCUCACCACUGGCGCCCGUUGUGGCAAACAUCUUCAUGGAGUGGUUUGAGGAAAAAGCACUAGACUCUGCAAACGUGAAACCGCGAUACUGGUGGCGAUAUGUAGAUGAUAUCUUUGCUGUCGUCGCCCGGGACGCAUUGAAGGACCUGACGUCACACCAAAAUCGGGUGCACGCGAAGAUAGAGGUCACCAUAGAGGAGGAAAAAGAAGGAAAGUUACCGUUCCUGGACGUACUGGUCAUCCGAGAGCCGAACGGACGGGUGACUCAUACCGUAUACCGGAAGCCAACGCACACAGACCGGUACCUACGAGCCGACUCCCAUCACCACCCCUCACACCUAUCUUCGGUGCCUCGUACGCUGCUGAACCGAGCACUCGCUCUCUGCGACCAUGAAUACGUCAAUGCGGAACUGAGGCAUAUACAGGCCUUAAAUAGGCAACUAGAUCAAAGUAGGAUUAUGUAUGAUCAAGAGACAGCGAUCCUCCAAGAACAGCUUGAGUCUAGGGAAUGCACUCUGCAAGAUAUAUUCCAUAAAUAUGAAGCGUCACAAAAAGAACUGAGUGAACGCAUGGUGGAGGCCGGAUCCCUGACCAAUAAUCUGUGUUGUGCUUGCUCCUGCUCACCGCCCACGGCCUCUGUCAAACCUCAAAGUGCAGAACCUGUACCGGUGCUCACUAAACCAGCUUUAAAAAAGAUAAAUUAG
Trichoplusia ni (cabbage looper) is the source of this 1239-nucleotide messenger RNA. RefSeq lists its product as uncharacterized. The coding region runs from base 1 to 1239 and encodes 412 amino acids. The record is from RefSeq and is a predicted model, not a curated record. The transcript is spliced from 3 exons. NCBI's taxonomy places the organism in Eukaryota, Metazoa, Arthropoda, Insecta, Lepidoptera, Noctuidae.